AUGGUGGAAGAGUCAGAUAUUAUGCACGGCGUCAUCCGUAGUGCAGAUAUGGAUGAAGGUGUUUUCGGAAUUGCUCAUUCCGAAUUAAUUGCAAAGGAGGACAUGCAACAACUUUUUGAACACGAAGAAUUGGGCAUCGCUGUCAUUCAUACAUACAUAUGGUAUAUGUAUGACACAUUGAUGCGGGGAACUGAAUUGUGUAACCGAUUCAAUUUUAUUGCUGCUUCCCGUAUCAACACAACGUUUAUAACGAAAAAUCCAACAUCCGUAAUGAAUGAACUAGUCGAUAGAUUCAUGGUGGCCGGCGAUAAUACUACACCCAGUUUGUAUUUUUUACCGUUUAAUUCUGGCAACGGUGGUCACUGGGUGUUGGUUGCUAUGGAUCUUUCGAGACUAAUGGUGUAUUAUCUCGAUUCGUUACCGGGUAAUUGGAGUAAAUAUCCGAGUAUGAAGAAGACGGUUGACGCGUAAGUGAAAUUCCCCUAAAUAUUCGUGUGUAUUUGUAUAUUUAAUUAUGUCUGUCAGAUUGAUCUCAAUAUACGUUUUUAUUUUGUUAGGGCAAUACUA
This is a messenger RNA of Lathyrus oleraceus (garden pea), 567 nucleotides long. RefSeq lists its product as uncharacterized. Gene Ontology annotation, biological process: proteolysis. The record is from RefSeq and is a predicted model, not a curated record. Gene Ontology annotation, molecular function: cysteine-type peptidase activity. Lineage: Eukaryota; Viridiplantae; Streptophyta; Magnoliopsida; Fabales; Fabaceae. The transcript is spliced from 3 exons. Bases 1 to 471 code for a protein of 156 amino acids.